Papilio xuthus (Asian swallowtail) is the source of this 1772-nucleotide messenger RNA. RefSeq names its product epsin homolog lqf (gene lqf). The annotation marks the transcript as partial. The transcript is spliced from 11 exons. Gene Ontology annotation, cellular component: clathrin vesicle coat; plasma membrane; endosome. Gene Ontology annotation, biological process: endocytosis. Gene Ontology annotation, molecular function: clathrin binding; phospholipid binding. The record is from RefSeq and is a predicted model, not a curated record. Lineage: Eukaryota; Metazoa; Arthropoda; Insecta; Lepidoptera; Papilionidae.
UACAAUUUUGAGGAGCUGGUUCCUAAGUUGAUAGUAUUUAACUCACAAUAUUUUAAUACCAUUCAUGACCGGAUGUAGAGUUGGAAUUGGAGGACAUGUUGAUUUGUCAUGACUGAGACGACUCUGUCAAUUCGUCAAAAAGUGUUUUGUUUAGAUAGAAUUUGUACAAAAUUAAAUAGUAAAUCGGGUGAUAUCGUGUUGUGAUAAGUGGUUAUAUUACAAUGUGUAAUACUUUCUUACGCUGACGAAUCGAAUAAAGAAAAAGUAAAUUUAAGUAGCACUAGCCGAUCAGCAACUCUUUGAUGCCCCGCAGCCGGGACGACAUGCAAGUAAACGUGGCGGGCCUAAGGAGGAAUAUUAAAAAUCUUGCGCACAACUACUCUGAUGCCCAGGUUAAAGUGCGCGAAGCUACCUCGAACGACCCAUGGGGUCCGUCGAGUACGCUCAUGGCCGAGAUCGCAGACCUCACGUACAACGUGAUGGCCUUCACGGAGAUCAUGCAGAUGAUCUGGAAGCGGCUCAACGACCAUGGCAAGAAUUGGCGGCACGUCUACAAGGCGCUCGUCCUCAUGGAGUACCUGAUAAAGACGGGCAGCGAGAAGGUCGCCAUGCAAUGCAAGGAGAACAUAUUCGCUAUUCAUACGCUUAAAGAUUUCCAGUACAUGGAGGAGGGGAAAGACCAAGGUCUGAAUGUGCGCGAGAAGGCGAAGCAGCUGGUGAACCUGCUGAAGGACGAGGAGCGGCUGAAGAACGAGCGGGCGCGGGCGCUCAAAGCCAAGCAGCGGUUCGCGCAGGGCAGCGCACUCGGCAGCGACGCCGCGCUAGACUCGCCCGCCAGCCCCACCUACCCCCCGCUGAACAGCUCUCCCGUGGAGUGGGGCAGCAACGGGAGCGGCGUGAGCGGAGGCGGGAGCGGCGGGGGCGGCGGGCGCGACGCGGAGCUGGCCCGGCCGCUGACCGCGGGCGAGGAGGAGCUGCAGCUGCAGCUGGCGCUCGCCAUGUCUCGCGAGGAGGCCGAGCGCGAGGAGCGGCGCCGGCGCUCCGACGACGUGCGGCUGCAGCUCGCCAUCAGCCAGUCGCAGCACGACCUGCAGGGUCAGACGGUGGAGAAGAAGCCGGAGACGCAGCAGUCGCACCUGCUGGACCUGCUGGACGUGAACUUGAGCCCCAGCGCCGCCCCCGCGCACCCAACACACGGAGCGCCCCUCGACCCCUGGGGCCUGCCCUCGCCGCAGCAUAACACACAGUCAAUGAAUUUGGACGUCAGUAUAUUCUCUGACUCAAUGGACACGUCGCCGGACGCGUGGUCGGUCGGUGCGGUGGGCAGCCCGGCGCGCGACGCGUGGCCCCCGCAGCCCCCGCCCGCAGACCCCUGGGCGCCGGCGCCCGUGCAGCAGAGCAAGUCGAUGCCGAUGGUGCCGGGCAUGGGCGCGAGUAUGGGUGCAGGCGUGGGCGUGGGCGCGGCCGUGUCCCCGGUGUCGGUGCUGUCGUCGCCCAGCUCCGCCGACCUGCAGCAGUUCGACGCGCUGUCGCAGCGGCCGCGCGCCGCCGCGCCCCCGCUAGACAACGACCCCUUCGACCUGUCGCUGCUCGGCGACAACCUGACCGGAGCGCAGACGUCUAGCGUGAAGAAAUCGCCGUCGGCCUUCCUCGGCGAGAAUUCCUCGCUGGUGAACCUGGAGCGACUUCUGCAGCCCGUCGCCGAGCCUCCCGCGCCCAACCCCUUCGCCGACGCCCAGCCCCCGCCCCCGGCGCGGCUGACGAUAAACGAG